GCAUCCCGCACCCGCACCGCCUGCCACCAAGAACACCAAGCCCACAAAGCUCACCAAGAAGCAGCGCCAGAAGCAGAAGCGCGCAGACGUCGCCGCCAUCUCGGACAACGACGACGACGACGACGAGCCCGCCCUCACCACCUCGGCCGCCGACCCGGACGGCCCCAAGAUGGACAAGGGCUUCGUCUUCGACAACUUUGGCGGCGGCUUUGUCGGCAGGGACCGCAACAGCGUCUGGGACUCGGGCGAGGCCUACAUCCAGAAGCGGCCCAACGCCAUGCCCCGAGUGACCGUCGACGAGAUCAUUGCCCGUCGCGCACCCGAGCGCGCCGCCGCCAAGGCCGCCGCCGAGGCCCAGGCGCUCCUCGACGACGAUGACGACGACGACGAGCUCGACGCCGACGACGACGAGAUGGCCGACAGCGACGUCGAGAAGGAGAUGCUCGCCCAGCUCGAGGGCGGCGAGCUCGACUUUGAGGGCAUCGACGACGACUCGGACGCGUCGGGAGACGGCGAGAGCGAGGGCGAGGGUGGCGAAGGCAGUGACGACGAGCAGGAGCAGGACGAGUCGGCGGCCGACGAGGACGAGGACGCGGUCGAGGCGCACGAGCCGCCCCUCGCCUUUACGUCGCUCCCGUCGUGCACCCUCUCGCGCCCGCUCCUCCUCGCCCUCCAGUCGCUGUCCCUCACGGUCCCGACGCCGAUCCAGGCCGAGUGCAUCCCGCUCGCCAUGCUCGGCAAGGACAUUGUCGCGUCGUCGGCGACGGGCUCGGGCAAGACGGUCGCGUUCUGGGUCGGCGUCCUCGAGCGCUUGCUCCACCGCGACCGCAAGAACCCGAUGACGCGCGUCGUCGUCAUGACCCCGACGCGUGAGCUCGCCGUCCAGGUCCACGGUGUCGGGAGGGCCCUCGCGAGGUACACGGACGUGUCCUUCUGUCUCUGCGUCGGUGGCCUGUCGCUCAAGGUGCAGGAGGCCGAGCUCAAGACGCGCCCCGACAUCGUCGUCUCGACGCCGGGUCGCCUCAUCGACCACGUCCGCAACACGCCCUGCUUCACGAUGGACGGCGUCGAGGUCCUCGUGCUCGACGAGGCCGACCGCAUGCUCGAGGAGGGUUUCCGCGACGAGCUCGAGGAGAUCAUCGGCGCCGCGCCGCGCUCGCGCCAGACGCUCCUGUUCUCGGCGACUGUCACCGAGAGCAUCCAGCAGCUCACGCGCCUGUCGAUGAACAAGCCCGUGCGCGUCAAGAUCGACGAGAUGGGCGCCGCCGCAAAGGGCCUCGAGCAAGAGUUCCUUCGCGUGCGAGGCGACCGCGCCGGCGAGUCGAUCGAGCUCAACUCGCGUUCGGGCGAGCGCCACCGCGAGGCGCUCCUCGUCGCGCUGUGCACCCGGUCUUUCUCGACGGGCCGCACCAUCAUCUUCUUCCGGUCCAAGGCGCAGGCGCACCGCACCAAGAUCCUGUUCUCGCUGUUUGGGCACGGGCUCGAGCGCAGCGACGAGCUGCACGGCGACUUGACGCAGGAGCAGCGCCUGAGCAGCCUCAAGCGGUUCAGGGAGGGCGAGAUCGGCUUCCUGUUGGCGACCGACUUGGCGUCCCGAGGACUCGACAUCAAGGGCAUCGAGAACGUCAUCAACUACGAGAUGCCCAAGUCGAUCGAGAUCUACCUGCAUCGCGUCGGUCGUACCGCUCGUGCGGGUCGCAAGGGCCGCGCGCUCACGCUCGUCGGCGAGUCGGACCGCAAGCUCGUCAAGCUCGCCAUGAAGCACGCCCCGCCCGAGUCGGUCAAGCAGCGCUCGCUCCCCGCCGAGGCCGUCGCCGUCGCGCACAAGACGCUCCGCGAGCUCGAGCCCGAGGUCAAGGCCGUGUACCAGGAGGAGCGCGAGGAGAAGGAGUUCCGCCGCGGCAACAUGGAGCUCACCAAGGCGAGCAACCUGCUCGAGCACGAGGCCGAGAUCAAGUCGAGGCCGGCGCGCACCUGGUUCCAGUCGCAGACGCAGAAGGACGCGGCCAAGAAGCUCGGCAAGGACGAGCACAACAGCAAGUUCUCCGAGAAGGAGCGCAAGAAGCGCCCGCACGCCGCCGACGAGGAGGAGGUCCUGUCCAAGCCGCCCAAGCGCACGCCCUUCUCCGGCCUGUCUCGGCGCGACAAGCGUCGCAAGCUCGCCAACAUGGAGGACGAGGAGGACGCGCAGCGCGACAUGGGCCUCUCGGCGCGCGCGGCCAAGAAGGCGCAGCGCCCGACCAAGAUCCUCCAGGCCAAGCCCGAGCGCGAGCCGCGCAACGAGGUCGGCAAGAAGAAGGCCAAGAAGGCCAAGGGCAGCGUGUUUGACCGCGAGAGCGGCAUCGCUGGCGACGGGCCUUCGGCGGCGGGCGGCGGCAGCGGCAAGGGCGGCGAGAAGCGGGCGGGCAAGCGCGAGCGCGAGGCGAUGAAGGGCGGCGCGAGCGGCGUCAAGAACAAGCUGAGCAAGAUGGGCCCGAAGAAGCGGUGAGCGCGCGGCGGCGAGGAGGAGGAGGUCUCGAGGGAGGGAGUUGGCGACGAGGAGAGGUCCGAGGUUCCCGUGUUGUAACUCGCUGCGUCGCUCUCU
Molecule: messenger RNA, 2584 nt
Organism: Rhodotorula graminis WP1
Lineage: Eukaryota; Fungi; Basidiomycota; Microbotryomycetes; Sporidiobolales; Sporidiobolaceae
Exons: 12
Coding region: 170-2488 (772 amino acids)
Molecular function (GO): ATP binding; nucleic acid binding
Source: RefSeq, a predicted model, not a curated record